GAGGAAAAAUUUUCCAUUCAGCUUUUGCCCAAAGCUUUGUUUUUGUAAAGUGACAGCCACAAUUUCCCCGGUCUCAUCUCUCUGGGAAUAUCGAGCGCUUGUUUCCCGAGAAAAAUCCCGAAGACGUUGGAAACCAAAGCCAGGAAGAAAAUGCAAGUCGUUGGUUCAUCGGCGGGUAGCCAUGGCGGAUUGAGCUUCAAUCCCUUCCAUUCUCUCGCCGAUUCGUCCUCCAAGUUCCUUCCUCCUCAUUCUCCGUCACUUCUCCCCCAGAGAUGCCAUUCAUUUUGUGCUCCAAAGCUUGGAGCUGCAUUUGACAAUGGCAGAGGAAGAGGCGUCACUGUCAGAGCAUCGGGAGAAUCCAACGAGAACUCGGAUCUGAUUGCUCCACUUGAGCUGGAAUCUCCGGUCGGGCAGCUCUUGGUGCAGAUUCUUAGGACUCAUCCUCAUUUGUUACCCAUCACUGUCGAUCAACAGCUCGAGAAUCUUGCCAAUGAGAAGGAAGCUCGGGGAAAUGAAUUGCCUUCAUCUCAGGACCCUCUUUACAAGAGAAUAGCUGAAGUUAAAGAGAAGGAAAGACGGAAAACUUUGGAGGAAAUCCUUUACUGUUUGGUUGUACAAAGAUUCGCGGAAAACGAAAUCUCGAUGAUCCCUCAGAUAAAACAGACUUCAGACCCAGCAGGACGAGUCGACUUCUGGCCAAAUCAAGAACAGAAGCUCGAAGCAGUUCACUCAGCCGAAGCAUUCGAAAUGAUACAGAGCCACUUGACGUUGGUUCUUGGAGACCGAAUGGUCGGACCCUUGAAUUCCAUAGUUCAAAUCAGCAAAAUCAAGCUCGGGAAACUGUACGCUGCAUCCGUGAUGUACGGAUACUUCCUCAGAAGAGUUGAUCAGAGGUACCAACUCGAGAGAAAAAUGAACACUCUCCCAUCAAAGCGUCAAGAAAAAACUCGUGAACGAUAUGAAGAACCAUCACCUCCAUACCCGUUAUGGGAUCCGGAUUCCUUAAUCCGAAUCCAACCCGAGGAUUAUGACCCGGACGAGUACGCAAUGGACAGAGAAGCAGAAGAAGAAGGAGAAAGUUCAUACAGAUUGAGAUCUUAUGUGAUGUACUUAGACCCAGAGACACUUCAGAGGUACGCGACGAUAAGAUCGAAAGAAGCAAUGUCUCUGAUCGAGAGGCAGACGCAGGCGCUUUUCGGGAGACCCGACAUUCGGAUUCUAGAGGACGGGAAGCUCAAUACGUCGAACGAUGAGGUACUUUCUCUGACUUUCUCUGGGCUUGCGAUGCUUGUUUUGGAAGCCGUUGCUUUCGGGUCGUUUCUAUGGGACGCCGAGAGCUAUGUUGAGUCCAAGUACCAUUUUCUCAAGGCUUGAAAAUUCAUCUCUCUCUUCUCUCUAUCUCUAUAUGUUCCGUGUCUUGCAAGUAAUGUAAAGAAGAAGAAACUGUGGUUUGAGCAGUUGGCAAUGUUCGGGCUUAAAGGUGUAGUUAGUAUAUUUCUUGUGAGGUCAAAUGAAAUCUGUGUAUUUUUUUUUA
This is a messenger RNA of Tarenaya hassleriana, 1534 nucleotides long. RefSeq names its product UV-B-induced protein At3g17800, chloroplastic. NCBI's taxonomy places the organism in Eukaryota, Viridiplantae, Streptophyta, Magnoliopsida, Brassicales, Cleomaceae. The record is from RefSeq and is a predicted model, not a curated record. The transcript is spliced from 3 exons. Bases 151 to 1374 code for a protein of 407 amino acids.